AAAGUCGUCGGCGGAAGAGAUAGUCAUGGCGUCGACGAGUCGCAUUGAUGCACUUCCGAAGGUAACUUGCCCAAAUCAUCCUGAUGCCCUUCUCGUAGAAGAUUAUAGAGCUGGGGAUAUGAUUUGUUCAGAGUGCGGAUUGGUAGUGGGUGAUCGUGUUAUUGAUGUUGGGUCUGAAUGGAGAACAUUUAGCAAUGAUAAAGCCGCUGCUGAUCCUUCUCGAGUUGGAGAUGCCCAAAAUCCUCUCUUGAGUGGGGGAGACUUGACUACAAUGAUUGGCAAGGGGACUGGUUCUGCAAGCUUCGAUGAAUUUGGAAACUCCAAAUAUCAAAAUCGCAGGACUAUGAGCAGUUCUGACAGGGCAAUGAUGAAUGCUUUCAAAGAAAUAACAAACAUGUCAGACAGAAUCAACCUUCCUCGCAAUAUCAUUGAUCGGACUAAUAAUUUAUUUAAGCAGGUAUAUGAGCAAAAAAGUCUAAAAGGGAGGAGCAACGAUGCUAUAGCUUCUGCAUGCCUCUAUAUCGCCUGCAGACAGGAAGGAGUCCCUAGAACAUUUAAAGAAAUCUGUGCUGUAUCAAGAAUUUCCAAGAAGGAAAUUGGCAGAUGUUUUAAACUCAUCCUGAAAGCUCUUGAGACAAAUGUGGAUUUGAUAACGACCGGAGAUUUUAUGUCCAGGUUCUGCUCAAAUCUGGGCCUUACCAAACAGGUGCAAAUGGCAGCUACUCACAUUGCACGCAAAGCUGUGGAGCUUGACUUGGUUCCGGGGAGAAGUCCAAUCUCUGUGGCAGCCGCUGCCAUUUACAUGGCAUCACAAGCAUCUGCGGAGAAGAGAACCCAAAAGGAAAUCGGUGACAUUGCAGGAGUAGCGGAUGUGACCAUCAGACAAUCUUACAGACUGAUCUACCCACGGGCCCCAGACUUGUUUCCUGCAGACUUCAAGUUUGACACACCAGUUGACAAAUUACCUCAACUAUAAACUCGCCUCUGAUUGGUUCUCAAAUGUUUGACCUAUUACAUCCUCUUUAUUUAAAUGUUUUCAUGCUGAGCCAUCAGAAUAAAACUGGGUUUCUUCUGCUGCAUAUUUCUAACUCUGCACAUUCCAAUCUGGUACAUACAGGUGGCUUCAAUAUUCCAAUAGAGCAAAGGUUCUGGGGUUUCUUUUGGAAGCGGCAAAAAAAUAAUUGAAAGGUCUGUAAAUUGUCAUUUCCCAGAGCAGCGCAGUUUGUGUCAGCUGGGAUGUGAUGGGAGUGAAAUAAGUCGGGUCCCUAGGGAAGGAGUUUUGUAUGGACUCUCUGUAGAAACCCAGUAUUUCUUUUACCCUUUAUUGUAAUGUAAAGUUUACAGUGGACUUGUCAUUUUGUAAAUUUUUAUGAAUGUUGAGUACAUUUUCUAUUUAAUAUAUGAUUUAUCCUAAUGCCAAAUGGGCAACUGUGACCUUUCUCUCUCUCUCUCAUUACUUAAUGCCACUUACCUGAUACCAAUGGUAACAACAAUAGCCGUCAGAAGAAUUAUUGGGGGGUGUAAAAUGUUUUGCUUAACUUUGUAAUAUUUUGUUACAAUGCUAAACCCAAUGUUGCUCAUAUUUGCAGUAGCAGAUCCUCUUGCCGGGCUUUGUAGUAAAGGAUUUUUUUUUUGGCUUUUCA
This is a messenger RNA of Xenopus laevis (African clawed frog), 1643 nucleotides long. It is a transcript of the gene gtf2b.L, whose product is annotated as general transcription factor 2B L homeolog. Gene Ontology annotation, cellular component: transcription preinitiation complex; chromosome; nucleus. Gene Ontology annotation, biological process: RNA polymerase II preinitiation complex assembly; transcriptional start site selection at RNA polymerase II promoter; transcription initiation at RNA polymerase II promoter. Gene Ontology annotation, molecular function: protein-lysine-acetyltransferase activity; promoter-specific chromatin binding; RNA polymerase II core promoter sequence-specific DNA binding. The record is from RefSeq and is marked provisional. NCBI's taxonomy places the organism in Eukaryota, Metazoa, Chordata, Amphibia, Anura, Pipidae.